Molecule: messenger RNA, 1462 nt
Organism: Magnolia sinica
Lineage: Eukaryota; Viridiplantae; Streptophyta; Magnoliopsida; Magnoliales; Magnoliaceae
Exons: 1
Coding region: 115-891 (258 amino acids)
Source: RefSeq, a predicted model, not a curated record
UCGAAUUUCUCUGUUGGUCUCUCAACUCAAGAAAGGAAGCGAAAGACGGUCCCACCUUUUCUCGUUUCAUCUUCACCCUCGGGCAGACAGAGAGAAAGAGAAACGGAGAGAGAUAUGCUUUCUGUAAUGCUGGUGCGUUCUCUCGUCUUGGGAGAAAACAUCAACGAUCCUCUCCUUCUAAAUCGAAUUGCCCAUCAUCAUCAUCAUCAUCAUCAUCAUACCCAUGAUGUUGAUGAUGAUGAUCAUGGUCAUGACCAUCAUCAUCAUAGGGCAUGUCUCUUCUUCAUACCCACCCAUGAAAUCAUCCAUGACACAUACAAGCUAGCCACCAUAGCUAGAGACAUGGGCAUGGACUUCACCCCAAACGCUUCCCUCACCAACAUCCUCUUCUCAUGGCCAUCAUCAUCAUCAUCUCCCAUCACCAUCAUCCCUCUCCCAUUCCCAUCUCUCUCCUCUGCUUCCAUCUCCCACCUCCGUCGCUUCACCCGUAUCUCCAAAGGCCUUUUCAAGCUCGUUUCUUGCGAUCCCACCGCGACGAAUCAUCACAACCGUUCAUCUUCUCCUCCUCAUCCUCUCUCCCUCUUUUCCCGCCUCAACGGAGAGAGAGUCGACGACAUGGAAGCCUUCUUCCGUAUACUCGCGGGGAACGGCUGGACUCUCUUCAAGACUAAAAUCGACGGUGGGGAUUUGUUUGUGUUCCGGAAGAUGGAUCCAGAUCGACUGAGAGUUCGGUGGUCUAAGGGACUUGGGAACGUUGGUAAGUCCCCUUCUCGUGGGGACUGUCGUAGGGUGAGAGAGGUGAGGUUGCCUCCUUUGGAUUUUCGCCACGUGUCGCUGCGGAUCUUGCAUUACAUCCUUCUAAUGACGGACGGGCUCUUCUAUCUCGCAUAACUGAACGGCCUUGAUUACGACGAUGACGAUAAUAAGAGCCUGCCGCGACUCCGGAUCUAGCGUGUGCCGCUGACCUAUGAUUUCAACCGUCCAUAUUGUCGCUAUUACCAUGAAUAAGACAUUUCCCAUCAUCCUAGCCUUCCAUUCGUAGAGUUGAAUGACAGCCAUUGAAAAUUUUCUUUCCAUUGUUCUAAAUUCAGCUGCAGAUGGCGAUGACCACAAUAUGGACGGUUCUGAUCAUUUGACCACUCAACAUGUGGCGGCAGCGGCACGUAGGCAAAACGAACUUGGUGGGCUGUUCCUUUCUUGUAAAGAAAGGUUUUUCCGAUUCUGAAAAAAAUAAGUUUUUAAUUUUUAUAUAGAGAAAUAAUGCGGUGAAUCUGACUGUUGGUUACCUGUUAAUAUUUGAUCCGACGGCUGGGUGGGUUUCUUUGUAUGUCCACGAAGGACGUGGUUCUUGCAGCACUCACUGACGUCUCAAAAAGAAAGAUGGCCACGUGCGCCUGUCGUAUGAGCACUACUGUAAAAGCCCAUUAUUCUCUAUGGAAAAUGAAAGGGACGCGGAUUGCGU